Messenger RNA from Paraphaeosphaeria sporulosa, 1414 nucleotides. RefSeq names its product Macrophomate synthase. The coding region runs from base 240 to 1166 and encodes 308 amino acids. Gene Ontology annotation, cellular component: cytoplasm. NCBI's taxonomy places the organism in Eukaryota, Fungi, Ascomycota, Dothideomycetes, Pleosporales, Didymosphaeriaceae. The transcript has 3 exons. The record is from RefSeq and is a predicted model, not a curated record. Gene Ontology annotation, molecular function: aldehyde-lyase activity.
GUCCGAGAAUUCGAGGCAACGCAUGUCUUCGACGUUCGGGCAUCUAAUAGGCCGCAUCAAGCGGUUUGGAUCAAGCUAAGUGGCGUCAGCGUAAACGUGCCGCGUAGAUACCAGCAGGGACAGUAUAAAAGUAGCCUUCCCCGGAGCAACUUGUUUGAAUCCUCCACCUCACACACUACCCACCGUAGCCCUCUCAACUCCCACGCAUACCUAUCUCUUCGCUAGAACUCCUCGCCAUAAUGAGCGGAGAAGAAGCAUCUUUCGUCCCCUUCAAGGACCAGCCCGAUCUGCACACUCCGGCUCCAUACCGUGCUGCCCAGCUCACAUACCCUGCCAACCUACGACAGGCUCUCAAGGAUGCUCAGGCAGACAAGAGCAAGACACUGCUUGGUGUUGCACAGGGCAUUCCCAAUGUCUUUGUAACCAAGAUCCUUGCCUCGACUAAGCCGGACUUCAUUUGGAUUGAUGUGCAGCACGGCAUCUUCGACCGAUUGACUCUGUUCGACGCCGUCCACGCCGCCCAAGCCCACUCCGAAGGCAAAGCCGCCGUCGUGGUCCGCGUACCCAAGCACGACGAGGUCUCCCUCAUCACUGCCCUCGACGCCGGCGCCUCCGGUAUUGUCAUCCCGGACGUCGAAUCCGCACAGGACGUCAAAGACUUCAUCCAGAAGAUCUACUACGCGCCCAUCGGCAAGCGCUCCUUCUCGCCCUGGAUCUUCACUCCGGGCGUCUCAGACGCGUCCCUCUACCCCAACGACCAGUUCAACAUCGCGACCUCGAACCGCCACGUCUGCGUCAUCCCGCAGGUGGAGACUGUCCGGGGAAUUGAGAAUGUCGACGAGAUUGCGGCCGUGCCCGGGAUCCAUGGGCUGAUGUUUGGCCCUGGUGAUUAUAUGAUUAGUGCGGGAUUGCCGUUGAAGUUGGGCGGUGAGCCGCAUCCGACCUUUGUGGCGGCGAUGACGAAGCUGGUUACCGCAGCGAAGACGAAUGGGUUGGCAUUAUUUGGCGCUGCACAGUCACCAGACAUGGUUCCCGUAUUGAUUCAACAGGGCUACGCGGGUAUUGCUGUGGCGUUCGACUACUGGGGUUUGGCGAGCAUGGUUAAGGAUGCGCUGAACAAGGGCGGCGAGUUCGUGAAGCAGGCUGCCGGGACGGAGACGCCCUAAGGCGGCAGAGUGGACGACGAUGUUACGAUACCCAUAUCAAAUGCACCGCAUUGCUCAAGUCAAGAAACGAGUGCCUUUCUGUGAGCCUGUCUGGAUAUAAUGAGACCAUUGGUUGGGAAGCGAUAGACCUCAUUAGUAAGGCACAGGUCUCGAGAAGCAUGUUAGAUAUGUUGGUUAUGGCUAGGGCACCGAAUCAUGUAUAUGAGUCGGCCUGUAAUUACUCAUUGGUGUGAUAGGCGAGAUAUAGC